AUUUUCUUGUGGGGAAACAGUAAAAAUGUGGAGAUUGGUUUGAAUCGCAUGAUUGACAAAUUGCAGAACAGGAGUGUUGCAUGUUCUGUUCAGGAGAAGGUUGAAACAUGGGGGCGACAUGAUUGAGGGAGUUAGUCACCUUGAAUGACCCUUUUACCCUCGCGAUUUGCCGGAUGCUACUUUAUAAAGGGGGAACAUAACCUUUAUGUUGUCUGGUAAAAUCUCUUUGAAACCCAUCAGUACCUUUCAUUUCACCAAAAAAAACGCAGGAAUGAAGGGAUCAAAGCGACAGUUGGAACUCGUUCUCCUUCUGGGUUUCGCGUUUCUCUUCUGUUUUCUUGGGGUAGCACCAGGUUCUUGUGCAAGAGAUGAAGGCAGCAAGGCGAACAGAGGUACGGACAGGUGGUGCAUAGCGAAGCCAGCUUCGGACAACGAGAGGCUGUUGAAGAACAUUGACUAUAGCUGCGCCCAGAGAGGAGUUAGCUGCAGAGCCAUCCAGCCAGGCGGCACUUGUUACCAUCCGAACACUGCCGUUUCUCACGCUUCUUACGCUAUGAACCUCUUCUUCAAAUCGGCCGGGAAACACACUUGGGACUGCCACUUCAAUGGCACCGGCAUUGCCGUGACUCAAGACCCCUCGUUUGGAGUCUGCGUCUAUCCAUUGUGAUUGAGAGAAGACAGAGACAGGAGGCAGCUCUUAGGUAAUAACGUACACGACACUCAGAGUUGGAAAAAGUUUUACGAAUGAAUUCCCCAAGUUUUUGAAAUAACAACCAGUUUCAUUGGAAUAAAGAAAAGAGAGACUUAAGCCAGAAGCUCAUUACCAUUAUUAGUACAUUACGACAUUGUAUAUAUAAAAAAGAACCAAACCGGACCAAAAGAGAACGGAGAGAGUUUUAAAACAUCAGAAUAGGAAUGAGU
This is a messenger RNA of Tarenaya hassleriana, 921 nucleotides long. RefSeq names its product major pollen allergen Ole e 10-like. The transcript has 4 exons. Lineage: Eukaryota; Viridiplantae; Streptophyta; Magnoliopsida; Brassicales; Cleomaceae. The record is from RefSeq and is a predicted model, not a curated record. The coding region runs from base 206 to 667 and encodes 153 amino acids.